Aaosphaeria arxii CBS 175.79 is the source of this 1828-nucleotide messenger RNA. Its product is annotated as DEAD-domain-containing protein. The record is from RefSeq and is a predicted model, not a curated record. The transcript has a single exon. Bases 73 to 1626 code for a protein of 517 amino acids. Gene Ontology annotation, cellular component: nucleolus. Gene Ontology annotation, molecular function: ATP binding; RNA binding; RNA helicase activity. Lineage: Eukaryota; Fungi; Ascomycota; Dothideomycetes; Pleosporales. Gene Ontology annotation, biological process: rRNA processing.
CAGGAAAUUCCAGAUCAAAAAAAAUAUGGACCCUCAUCCGUUUCCCUCACAAACAACAUUACACCGUACACAAUGGGAAAGCGAGCGAUUGCAGAAGUUGUCGCCGAGGACCCGGUCGCAGUGAGCUCCGAUUCCUUGUCGAGGAAGAAGAGUCGCAAAGACAAGAGCGAAAAAUCUAAAAAGCGCUCUGCCGGCGAAGAAAUUGAACCAGCCGCCAAUGGUUCAGUCGAGGACGAGGUAGAAGACGAGGCCUCCAAGGCUGAGCGCAAAGCUGCUAAGAAGGCGAAGAAGGAGGCAAAAGAAUCGAAGAAGGCCAAAAAGGCGAAGAAAGCGCUGGCUGAGGAUGCUUCAGAAUCAGAUGAGGCCGCCGCAAAGGCAGCCAGGAAGGCAGCCCGUAAGGCGGAGAAGAAGAAACUGAAGAACUUGGAGAAGGGAGAAUCGACUGCAGACGAUACUACUGCCGCGUCGUCUAAGGUCGUGUCCGAGGCGACUUCAGCAGCAACUUCCAAACCAGAGUCUCCGAUCACAAGCCCAGAAUCUCUUGUGGACACGUCGAGUGGCUACAGUGAGCACCCCGAGCUCACCAACCUUCCUCAGUCGCAGAUCGAUUCUUUCCUAACCUCCAAGUUUGUUACCAUCGACGACCCGCUACCAGCUGCACGAAAGCUCCGCCCGAUCAUCGAUUUCAAGUACCUUCCUGUGGCUAAUGAAGCCAUGCGAGCGCCCUUUGCUUCUUUCUCGGCGCCCACACCUAUACAAGCCGCAACAUGGCCAGCUCUUCUGUCCGGCAGAGACAUGAUUGGAGUGGCAGAGACUGGAUCAGGAAAGACUCUAGCGUUCGGAGUUCCCUGCAUCCGAGCCAUUUCAGCUCUCCCAAAGAAGGAGCAGCGCGGUGUCAAGGCGGUGAUCGUCUCGCCUACACGCGAGUUGGCGUCACAGAUCCACGAGCAAUUGGUCAAGAUGGCCACCCCGGCGAAUCUCGAGGUCGUCUGCGUCUACGGAGGCGUUCCCAAAGACCCACAGAUCAAGGCCCUUCGUACGGCACACAUUGUAGUCGCUACACCCGGACGGUUGAAUGACCUGAUCGGCGACGGAUUGGCGGACAUAAGCAAAGCAGAAUACGUCGUUUUGGAUGAAGCAGAUCGUAUGCUUGACAAGGGUUUCGAGGAGGCCAUUCGCCAGAUCAUCCAGUGCACGCCAUCUAAGAGACAGACGCUCAUGUUCACGGCGACCUGGCCGGAGUCUGUCCGCAAAUUGGCCUCUACUUUCAUGCAAUCGCCGGUCAAGAUCAACAUCGGCGAGAACACUACAGGCGAACUACGCGCCAACGUUCGCAUCAAGCAGAUCGUCGAAGUCAUGGACGGAAAGGACAAGAACUUCCGCCUCUUGCAAGCACUCAAACAAUACCAAUCCGGCAAGAACAAGGAUGAUCGAAUCCUAGUUUUCUGCCUCUACAAGAAGGAGGCUACGCGUGUGGAGGACUUCAUCCGCCAGAGGGGUUUCCGCGUUGCAGGCAUUCAUGGUGAUCUGAGCCAGGAGAAGCGAACGGCAUCUCUAGAGGCUUUCAAGAAGGGUGCAGUUUCCCUACUCGUAGCAACUGAUGUGGCCGCCCGGUAUGACCAAUAACACCUAUCUGUGAAGUACCGAGACUAACUUUCCUUCCAGUGGAUUGGACAUUCCUGACGUCAAGGUUGUCAUAAACGUCACCUUCCCGCUGACCGCAGAAGAUUACGUCCACCGCAUUGGACGUACUGGACGUGCAGGCAAGGAUGGUCUUGCAUUGACAUUCUUCACCGAGGCCGACAAGGGUCUAUCCGGAGCGUAAGUC